CGAAUGGUGUUGUUGUCGUCAUGCCGCUAGUUUAUCAGUACCACCGGAACUCGUCUAAGUAGCACUCUAGUCGCAAAGCUUCAAAGAUUAUUGAAUCAUCGUGGCAAAUGCUACCAGAUUCAAAAACUGAAAGUUUAUCCCCGCACCUUUUAAUUUAACACCCAUGUCGCUAUAACUGCACUCCUGAUGAAGUAGAUGCAGUAGGGAAGAUCUAGCGGAAACUACAACUUACAGAACUAAGUUGUAGAUCACAGUCCAGUCCUCAUUAUGGACGGGAAGAGAAAGCAGGCAUUCAACAAAAAUGAUCAUCAAAGUGGAAAGAAACCAAGACAAGAUGAAGAUGAUGAAUUGGACCCAUCCAUGUUUGAAGAUGAAUUAGCAAUGAUGGAAGGCAUUGAGGAGGAAAUGAUGGUUCAAGACGAGGAAGAAGUCAUUGGGAAUGGUCCAAGCGUAUCUCGGUCUACCUCAAGAUGGGCACGACCAGCUGUUAAGGCCCUCGACCCUAAGACAAGCAGCAUCAUAUUCCAGCAAAUUGACUUGGAACAUUACAUCGGUAAGCACCUUCCCGGUAUGCCAGGCUCUACUGUGGGGCCUGUUCCUGUCAUCAGCAUGUAUGGAGUGACCAUGGAGGGUCACAGUGUCAUGGCUCACAUCCAUGGGUUUGCCCCAUACUUCUUCAUCCCUGCACCCUCAGGCUUUAAGGCUCAAGAUUGUGGCAUUUUUAAGGAUGCUCUGAAUGGUACAGUGAUGAAAGAUCUGCGCUCCAACAAAGAGGGGAUAACUCAUGCUGUAUUAGCUGUGGAACUGACUAGCAAGGAAAGCAUAUAUGGUUAUCAUGGAAAUAAAAAGAUGCCAUUUCUGAAGUUGACCAUGGCCUUACCUCGUCUUAUUGCUCCUGCUAAACGCCUCAUUGAGGGAGGAAUCAGUGUACCUGGUUAUGGUCAGUAUGCUGCUCAAGCCUAUGAAAGCAACAUCGACUUUGAAAUCAGGUUCAUGGUGGAUUGUGAUGUAGUGGGUUGUAACUGGAUUGAGGUGCCAGCCGGGAAGUACCACUUGAGAGAAGCAAACCACAUGGACCCUAACAACCCCAAAAGACCCCUGCCUCGCUCCCGCUGUCAGAUCGAGCUGGAUGUUUCAUGGGAAGAGUUCAUCUCCCAUUCCCCAGAGGGUGACUGGAGCAAGGUCGCCCCGUUCAGAAUUCUUAGCUUUGAUAUUGAGUGUGCCGGAAGGAAAGGUGUGUUCCCGGAGGCAGAUAAGGAUCCUGUCAUCCAGAUAGCCAACAUGGUGAUCAGACAAGGGGAGCAGGACCCGUUCAUCAGGAACGUCUUCACGCUCAACACCUGUGCUCCUGUUGUCGGCUCACAGGUCAUGUGUCAUAAAUCAGAGGCCAAUAUGUUACAGGCCUGGUCGCAGUUUGUGAGGGAUUCUGAUGCAGAUAUCAUCACAGGAUAUAAUAUUCAGAAUUUUGACUUGCCUUACCUGAUCAACAGAGCCAAUCACCUCAAAGUGAAGGACUUUUGUUACCUGGGCAGAAUCAAAGACUCUCGAUCAGUUAUCAAAGAGUCUAUGUUCCAGAGUAAGCAGAUGGGCAAGAGAGAGAACAAGGUGAUCAACACAGAAGGACGUAUACAAUUUGAUCUGCUUCAGAUUCUUUUUCGAGAUUACAAAUUGAGGUCUUACACUUUGAAUGCUGUGUCGUUCCAUUUUCUGCAAGAGCAAAAAGAAGAUGUUCAGCACUCAAUCAUCACGGAUCUUCAAAAUGGUAAUGACCAGACCAGGAGGAGGCUUGCUGUGUAUUGUCUGAAAGAUGCCAUCUUACCGCUGCGCCUGCUGGAGAAACUCAUGUGUGUGAUCAACUACAUGGAGAUGGCUCGUGUGACGGGGGUCCCCCUCAGUUACCUCCUCUCACGCGGACAACAGAUCAAAGUCAUCUCACAGCUGCUCAGAAAGGCUAAAGAGCAGGAUUUGAUCCUGCCUACUCACAGGAUAGAGGCUGGGGAUGAGUAUGAAGGGGCCACUGUGAUUGAGCCAAUCAAAGGGUACUAUGACAUCCCCAUAGCCACGCUGGACUUCUCCUCUCUGUACCCUUCUAUCAUGAUGGCCCAUAACCUGUGUUACACCAGUCUGCUGAAUCCUGGGGUUAUCAGUAGAGAGGGGUUGAGUGCAGAGCAGUUCAUCAAGACCCCAUCGGGGAAUUACUUCUGUAAGAGCACCGUCAGGAAGGGUCUUCUGCCAGAAAUCCUGGAACAUUUGCUCUCAGCAAGGAAAAAAGCAAAGGCUGAUCUGAAGAAAGAGACUGACCCUUUCAAGAAGAAGGUGUUAGAUGGUCGGCAGCUGGCCCUGAAGAUCAGCGCUAAUUCUGUUUAUGGGUUCACGGGGGCCCAGGUGGGCAAACUGCCCUGUCUGGAAAUUUCACAGAGUGUUACUGCUUUUGGUCGUAUGAUGAUUGAGCAGACCAAACAGUACGUAGAGGAAAGAUAUACCAUUGCUAAUGGCUACAAGCAUGAUGCUAAGGUAAUAUAUGGUGACACAGAUUCUGUGAUGUGUAAGUUUGGGCUUGAGACAGUAGCUGAAGCUAUGGAGCUGGGCACGGAGGCCGCAGAGUUCAUCUCCAGUAAAUUCGUCAGUCCCAUUAAGCUGGAGUUUGAGAAGGUAUAUUUCCCUUACCUUCUCAUCAACAAAAAACGUUAUGCCGGACUCUACUGGACAAACCCUCACAAACAUGACAAGAUGGACUGCAAAGGAAUUGAGACAGUUCGUCGAGACAACAGCCCCCUGGUGGCAAACUUAAUCAACACUUGUCUCCAGUUGUUACUUAUAGACAGAGACCCAAAUGGAGCUACAGAAUAUGCCAAACAGACCAUAUCUGACUUGCUGUGUAACAGAAUAGACAUCUCCCAGCUGGUCAUCACCAAAGAACUGACCAAGACGGAUGAUGAAUAUGCAGGAAAACAGGCCCAUGUGGAGCUGGCCAACAGGAUGAGGAAGCGUGACCCCGCAGGUGCCCCCCAAUUGGGCGACCGGGUGCCUUAUGUGAUCAUUGCAGCAUCAAAGGGUACAGCGGCAUACAUGAAGUCUGAGGAUCCUAUAUAUGUACUGGAGAACAACAUUCCUAUAGACACUCAGUACUAUCUAGAGAAUCAACUGUCCAAACCGUUGAUGAGGAUAUUCGAACCAAUCCUUGGUGAGAAGAAGGCAGAGUCAGUGUUGUUAAGAGGGGAGCAUACCAGAACAAAGACUGUUGUCACAUCCAAAGUGGGAGGCCUAGCCGCUUUUACCAAGAAAAAGAGCAAAUGUAUUGGAUGUAAAGCUGUACUUGAAGUGGAAGGAGAUGCUGUGUGUAAGUACUGCCGACCUAAGGAGUCUGAGUUGUACCAGAAGGAGGUGGCACAGAUGGGUCACCUGGAGGAGAAGUUCUCCCGGCUGUGGACCCAAUGUCAACGCUGUCAGGGAAGUCUUCACGAGGAUGUGCUCUGUACCAGCCGGGAUUGCCCUAUAUUCUAUAUGAGAAAGAAAGUGCAGAAAGACCUGGAAGAACAAGAAAAGAUCAUGCAACGAUUUGGGAAUGCCAGCUGGUGACAGAAAUUUGCAACAGUGAUUGAUUCACUGAGUGAUAACUUGCAUUUGUUGUAACAGUUGCAACACAGUGAAUGUAAGCUAGGCAGCUAUGUGCCGCGCACGUGAAUGCAAUGGUUUUGGAAUGUAGAUUAAAGACUUGAACUAGGUGUAUUAACUGGGUAUAGUGCACGACUGCACUGAAACUGAAGAUGGUGUUUCAAUUAUGCAUACAGGCUAGAAUACACUGUAUUCAUAUUUCUGGUCUGAUACUAUCCCAUGUACUCCGAGGAUGAUACAAUUCCUACAAACAGAUCUACUUUCUUCAUCAAGAGAAUUAAAGUGAAAAAACUUGUGGAAAUGUUAUAUGAAGUCAUUGGAAGUAGACUUACAAUAAUUUGUGACAUCUUACCUGUAUUGUUUGAUAUUCUGGGAUUGUAAGCCUAAGGCUAAAAUUUCUCACUACAGGAUCCUGUAAAGGGGCUGUACGUUGAUUUUUGUUUUCAUGAGUGUUGUAGCCCAGAGAAAAAGCUCAAAUAUAUCCUUAUUUCACAUGUGGGAAAGUUUGUUAAUGACCUGGGCCAUCCAGUUUCCUUUACUGGUAAAACUCACUGCUAUCAUAUCACUGAAGAUGGCCUGAAACGAGCGAAUAAAAAAAAUAAAGAAACCAAGCCUUUAUAUCCACUAGUGCUCUUACAUAGGUGUUUAGAAGCAGUGUUCCGUACUUCUGCAGAUGUAAAAGCUGGAGAGUAAUGAACCGUUUUCGGUAGUACUGCUAAAACACCAAUCAAACAGCAAUAGGCAACUUUUGUACUACAUCACUAUCCCAGCAGCUAUUUCAAAUAUAGAAAACUUCAAAUGUAUGACAUCUCUCUGAAAUGACACGGUUUGUAUAUCAAAGAGUCUGGAAAUUUUGGCAAGUUUUGACCUGUUUCCAGCUUUGCUGGUUACAACUGUAUGUGUAAAAAAAUGUUGAAACUCUUAAUGUUGGUUGUUGUGUCUUUUUUUUUCAUAAAUUCCCCAAUUUUUGACGUGUAAAUUGCCGUUGGGUGUCAAUAGAUCACCAGAAGUGUCGCAUCAUUUUUGUAUUUACAGCUACUAAUGUCACUGAAGAUAGGGCACAUUUUGUUGUGAUACCAUGUACAAGGAAGGAAAUAAGAAACGUAGUACGAAGAGUAGAUAUGUUUCAUGAGAGGUAAUGGUGCUGGGGCUCAAGAAUAAAUCCAUUAUAUAUAACAUUUAA
Messenger RNA from Liolophura sinensis, 4798 nucleotides. RefSeq names its product DNA polymerase delta catalytic subunit-like. Gene Ontology annotation, biological process: DNA replication proofreading; nucleotide-excision repair, DNA gap filling; base-excision repair, gap-filling. Bases 268 to 3579 code for a protein of 1103 amino acids. Gene Ontology annotation, cellular component: delta DNA polymerase complex. NCBI's taxonomy places the organism in Eukaryota, Metazoa, Mollusca, Polyplacophora, Chitonida, Chitonidae. The transcript has 25 exons. The record is from RefSeq and is a predicted model, not a curated record. Gene Ontology annotation, molecular function: DNA binding; DNA-directed DNA polymerase activity; 3'-5'-DNA exonuclease activity.